Messenger RNA from Schizosaccharomyces osmophilus, 873 nucleotides. RefSeq names its product complexed with Cdc5 protein Cwf20 (gene cwf20). Bases 1 to 873 code for a protein of 290 amino acids. The record is from RefSeq and is a predicted model, not a curated record. NCBI's taxonomy places the organism in Eukaryota, Fungi, Ascomycota, Schizosaccharomycetes, Schizosaccharomycetales, Schizosaccharomycetaceae. The transcript has a single exon.
AUGUCUUUGGUAUCUUAUGAUAGUUCGGAUUCUGAUGAAGAAUAUGAAAAGAAAACUGGUACAAGAUCGACGUCUAAUGAAAACUUGUUUCAGCAUGCGAGAAAAAUCCCUAAAGGAAUGGGAAAUCAUGAGAAAAUAGAAAGCAACUCACCUUUAAAUAUGGACAAUAAGAUUCAUCACAAUGUUGAUUUGAAAGAAGAUGAUGCAGACCGGCAUAAGAGCUCACCAUCAAAACACUUGAAUGGACCUGUAAUGCUUAACCAACUUUUGCCUGCUCCUCAUCAUGGGAAAAAUAUUCUGCCAAAAAAAUCAAAGCGUUCAGACAUAGAGGCUGAGACUGUACGUGGCAAUACAAAACCAAACGAUGAUGAGAGUUCACCAUUCGCCGAUGUACCUAAUGAUAUAGAAAAUGCCAGUACCGGCUUCAUUUCGCUUUUUAAUGUGUCAACCCCUUAUAGGCAUGCGCAUGAAGGAUCUACAGCAAACGAGCCAUGUUAUGAACCCGUAUUUGUGAAACCUCAACGAAAGAAACAGCGUAUUAAUACAGAAUCUCUGAAAGACUCAAACGAGAAUUCGUCACUGCAAUUUAGCAAACCACAAGAUACCGAAAAAGCGCCAUCACCUGAAGCGGAUAUUAUUGAAGGAAGACGGAAAGAAAAGGUUCGGCUUAUUGACGUUGACAUGAAUCAAUUACCUAAGGUAGAUACUCAAGAAUACACUUCUGCAACACCAUCGAUUAAAAGCGUGGCUCCUGGUCGACAUCAACUAUCAUCCUUGGUUGGAAUGGCUGCAAGUCAAAAGGAGAGUUUCGAAGCAUAUUUUGAACAGCAACGUGCAAACAAAAAGGCUUCGUCAAAAAGUUAUGGGUUUUAA